CUGUUCGGCUCCCUUUCCCUUCCCUUCCCCCUCACCCUGUCCCGUCCCUCGCCGCUUCCUUCCUCCUGUCUUGCCAUGGAUGGUGUUGUUACAGAUCUUAUAGCAGUCGGUUUAAAGCGUGGAUCUGAUGAGCUUCUUCCUUCUGAUAUCACAUACGGGACUCUUACGAUGAGCAAUCCUACUCCUGCUACUGCUAAUGGGAAUGACAACAAGAAAUUUAAAGGAGACAGAUCUCCCUGCUCCCCUUCUCGAGUUCUUCAUCUUCGUAAAAUUCCAAAUGAUGUCACUGAAGCAGAAGUAAUUUCUCUAGGUGUACCUUUUGGCAAAGUAACUAAUCUCUUGAUGUUGAAAGGAAAAAGCCAGGCUUUUCUAGAAAUGGCUUCAGAAGAAGCUGCUGUUACUAUGGUGAACUACUACACUCCUGUUACUCCUCACCUUCGCAGUCAGCCUGUUUAUAUUCAGUAUUCCAAUCAUAGAGAACUUAAAACUGACAAUCUACCCAACCAUGCUAGAACUCAAGCUGCAUUGCAAGCAGUGAAUGCUGUGCAGUCUGGAGGCAUGGCCCUCACAGGUGCUCCAGUUACUGAGAGUGGGCUGCCUCCUGGUCAGAGUUCGGUUCUUCGAAUUAUUGUGGAAAAUCUCUUCUAUCCUGUUACUCUAGAAGUGCUAUAUCAGAUCUUCUCCAAGUUUGGAACAGUUCUGAAGAUCAUAACUUUUACAAAGAAUAAUCAAUUUCAGGCCUUGCUUCAAUAUGCUGACCCUUUGAAUGCACAGUAUGCCAAAAUGGCUCUGGAUGGUCAGAAUAUCUAUAAUGCUUGCUGCACUCUUCGUAUUGAUUUCUCCAAGCUAACAAGCCUUAAUGUAAAAUAUAACAAUGAUAAGAGCAGAGACUUCACACGUCUGGACCUUCCUUCAGGGGAUGGGCAGCCUUCACUUGACCCUACUAUGGCUGCUGCUUUUGGCACUCCAAGUAUCAUCUCCUCACCAUAUGCAGGGGCAGCUGGCUUUGCUCCUGCCAUUGGCUUCCCCCAAGCUGGUUUAUCGAUCUCGGCUGUUCCUAGCGCACUUGGUCCUCUUGCAAUUUCCACCUCUGCAAUGACUGGGCGGAUGGCUCUCCCAGGAGUUACAGGAUUGCCUGGAAAUUCUGUGUUACUUGUUAGCAAUCUCAAUCCUGAUGCAAUCACACCAGAUGGGCUUUUUAUCUUGUUUGGUGUUUAUGGUGAUGUCCACCGUGUAAAAAUCAUGUUUAAUAAGAAGGAAAAUGCCUUAGUUCAAAUGGCAGAUGCAACUCAAGCCCAACUAGCCAUGAAUCAUUUAAAUGGACAAAAACUAUAUGGGAAAGCGCUCCGUAUUACACUCUCAAAGCAUCAAACAGUACAGCUCCCUCGUGAGGGUCAAGAGGACCAGGGUCUAACCAAGGACUAUGGCAAUAGCCCUUUGCAUCGCUUUAAGAAGCCUGGCUCCAAAAACUUCCAAAAUAUCUUCCCUCCAUCUGCUACUCUUCACCUCUCCAACAUUCCGCCUUCUAUCACAGUUGACGACCUGAAGAACCUUUUUGCUGGUACUGGGUGUAUUGUGAAAGCCUUCAAAUUCUUUCCAAAAGACCGCAAAAUGGCUCUUAUCCAAUUGGGCACUAUGGAAGAAGCAAUCCAAGCCCUUACUGAGCUUCAUAAUCAUGAUCUUGGAGAAAAUCAUCACCUCAGAGUUUCCUUUUCUAAAUCUACAAUCUGAAUCUGAUGGAUUGAGGACCUUUUGGAGUUCAACGCGUGUGCCCAUAGUUCCCGUAAAAUUUUCAGGCAGAGAUUGUAAUAGGCCAAACAAACGCUGCAUCCUUGAACAAUGAAACUUGUGUGGUUCAUGUGUAAUUCUAGACAUUGUAACAAAUCAUGGGUUUAUCUUUUGCUGUAAUGGCAAAUAGUCCUCCACAAAAAUUUUCUGUUAAUAAUCUACCUUCUUUAAUAGAACCCAUCUUUUCUUUUUCUUUUUGGUGAUUUCAGGAACAUAGUCAAGCUUUUAUUCCCAGACAAUAUUUAUGUUCCUUGUCAAACUGUGUGAGUGAUGGAAUGUUUUAAAAAUAACUUUGGCAAAUUAUACAUCAGUUACAUUCAAAAUAUUUUUGGUGGGAAUAGAUUUUUUUUUACCAAUUAAUGUUUUAAUCAUUCUGUAUUGAAAAUAUUGGAGGAAAGGCCGUGCCUUAUUUCUCCUUGGAGUAAUAUAAUGAUAUCCAAUUAAUUCUGUAACCCACACAGGUAAAUUGUCCUAAGGUGACCAUGUUGACAGUUCUAAUAGGCAUUACAUCAGAGUGUGAGAGAUAAUUGUUGUUACUAUGGAUGAAGUGUAAUAAGAUAUUGGAGAAAAUGAAAGAAGAAAAAUGUCCUGAUUUCAAGUUUUGUACAUUUCUUUCAGAAAAAUAAUUGUUUACACUCCUAAGGAAAAAAAAAAUCAGGUCUGUCAUAUGGUUUGACAAAUUUUUAGAAAGAUUAUUUUUUGGUAAGGUCUUGUUUAAACAUAUAAAAUUAAACCUCAAGGGUUUUUUGUACCACUAUAAUCUCUAAUACUUAAAUCAAAAUUACUGUGUAUUUACUUAAUUUCUUAUGUGCCUUAUUAUGUGCUUAUAAUGAUAUAAUAGUUUAGAGUUUUAUCUGAAGUAUCUUUAACUGUAUUGUGGCUUUGUGAAAUUUUUUCCCUUUGUCUUAGUUUUUAAACAUUUGGUGAUUUUAAAUAUGUUUUUAAUAAGUAAUAGUUAAAUCAGAUUUUGGUGCUUUGGUAUAGGGAUGGGUAGGUUGGGAAUGAAGAUAAUAACUCAGAGCUCCUGCUUCUAGGCCUCUUCACAAUAUUUUAGGGGUUGCAGUUGAGUGAUGCCCUUGUUGGGCUUUAGAGAAUGUUCUCAGUUUCUGGUUGAUAUCUAACAGUUGAGUUAUUGACUCUGAGAAUAUUUUGCCUCAGGAUUCUUUUCACCCAACAGUAAUGGGCUUGUUGUGCUCGGUGCAGAUGGGCUUGCAUUCACAAAUGUCAAAACUUCAGGACUGAAUGUUCACUCCUUUUUGGAGAGAAAGAUGCAAUCUUAACUAUUUUUUUGUGAAAUAUAGGUAUACUCAAGUUAUUUCUAUGAUUGUAAUACAAUGUUUUUAGAGGGGUCUCAAGAUGUUACGUCUACUGAAAAAAAAAUGCAUUGUUUUAUAAAAUAUUCCUCUCGUCAAUAAGGAUGGUAAAUCCUUUACAUUGAUUUGAAAAUGGAGACAAAGAUUUAGAAAAAAAAUGGAACGUAAAUAAUAUGACGUGUGCUCGUUGUCUUUGGAACAUUUAGUAGGUCAGGUCUUCUGUGAAUACCAGCUUUUGCUUGGCAAAAAGAAUUUCACAGCUUUAGAUCAAUCUCUAAACUCCUUUAAAAUGACAAAAUUAUAAGUUACCUUUGAAAUGCAAGUUUCUUACUAACAUUGCUGUAGCAUGAAAGGAUACGCAGUGAGACACUGGCUGCCUUAAAUUUAUAUAGUUGUGCGUGGAAGAUACGGUAGUUUGUUGAUAAUCACAAUUUGGACACUUGAUUAGCAUGUGUUUGUUUUGUUUUGUCAACAUGUAUGUUUCUUCAUGUAAAGCUACAUUAGUGUCCAGUAAGAUCUGAUCCCAUUUUAGCUAUGACUUGCAGCUCUUUGAAAAUAAUAAGUCUAUUAAAACAAGCCAACUGUAGAGUAGCAACAUAUUUUCUUAGUUUAGCAAAGUGAUUAAAAUGAGUGCCUGAUUCUAUUAUGGCACAGGAGCCUUAGUGUUUCCCUUUCAUUCUAUCUAUUUUAGUGGACCAUGGCUCAAAAUAAGUAUAUUCAGGAUAACAGCCCCUUAAGCCAUUAAAUAGCUUCUUGGAUUAGAGAACCAAUAAAUUUGCCUUGUAUUGUAACUUGCUAAAUUACUUUUAGGCUUGGUCACCAUGUGUUUAAUGCUGCUACAGAGGGGGAUGUAGUUGGACUUGAUGAAUGUAACUGAAGCAGGAAAAAAUGAGACUGAGCAUUAACAUGUAUAAUAUCAAGAGUGUUGUGUGUGAGUGUGUGCGUGCGCAUGUGUAUUAUGUGAAAUACCUUAUGUUUUAUGCUGAUAAACAUUGCAAGCAUUUAAUUUAUUGAUUUUACUAAUCUUAAAAAACAAUUUUGUAGAGUUAAGAGAAAUAAAUGGUCAAUUUAAGAUUUUAAAAAAUACCAUAGUUCCUAUAAAAUUUCCUACUUCCAGUCUUGAGUUUUUAGACCUACAAUUAUAGUUACAUGCUGGCAAAUGUUUUGGAUUUUAUUUUGGAUAUAUUCUUUUAGUGAGAUCUCAUAAUUACAUUAUAUUCUGUAUAAAUCAUGGUUGUAGUGUAUGUGUGUUUAACAUUUUGAGUUUGAUUUUACUUGGCAAGCUUGUUUUUUCCAUGAGUUGCAAAUAUAAAAAAUGGCAGUACAAAUUUUGCGUUUAAAACAGGAAUUCCAUUUAUAGCAAUAGUUAGCUUAAUUUUCUCCUUCCAUGGAAUGUUUUAGAAGGCAACCUCUUGAAUAUGGAUUAAGAUAAAAACAGAUACUAUCAUUUUCUUGUCCUUUUAUUCCUUUGCUGCAGAACAUUAGCAACAAAUAAUGUUACCAUAGAAUAGCAAGUGACUUAAUUAAGGAUAUGGUUAUUGGGUAACAUAAUUUUUUGCAGAUAUUGCCUUAUCAAGGACCCUAGUAUAGGAAAUUAUUUGACCAUUCUCAUCACUUUUUGUUCCUUUAUUUGUAUCCUUUACUUUCUGUUCAGCUAUAAAGCUCUGUGGACCUUGCAGUUCCUUUGGAAGUGCAGUUGAAGUAACAAUCUUCCUUGUCAGGCAUUUUUGUGAUCUCUAGUAUUUGGGUUGAGGAAUUGAAGGUAAUUGGUUUUUAAUCAAUGUAUAGAGCAUAUUUAUACAUAACAGCAGUAGCAAAGGUGCUCUUUUAGUAAACUGAUUAGCGCCUUUUAUGAAGAGGGAUUUGCAGUUCCAUAGAUAAACAUUUGUGAUGAAAUGCUUUCGAAAUUAGGAAUUGUGGCACAUUCCUCAUCUGAUAGCAAUGCAUCAGAGCUAAAAUGCCUUCAGAAACAACCAGGUUCAAACCUCAGAUCUGUGGAGGGGCUAAUUUGAAAUAGUAUUGGCUCAAGUUUUCAGUCAAGUAACUACCCACAGUCCUUAGGAUUUUUAUUCCUAGAGGUAAAGCCAUAAUAGUUUAACAAUAAAAUGCAAACUGGCUAUAUUUGACUAUAAAUGAGGAAAAAAGUAGACUGUAUUUUGUUUCAAAAUUGGCUCGGGAAGGAUAACUGCAGUAUGUAUGCUGGCAGAGGUGCAAUCUCUUACAGUCUCUUCAUACCAUGCAUUCUGUCUUUAAUAACAAUUGGUAUAUAUAGGUGCCCAAUUUUUAAUAUGGUUUAAUUUAAGUAUUGUGCCACAAUUUUUGUUUCUAUCCGACAUAUUAGCAGGUUUCUGAAUGUCAAAGCAACAUUAAUUUGAAGCCUUGCCCUAACUUGGUUGCCUUUCCCGUUUCUCACCUUUUGUAUUCUUAACUGUGCUUGUAGGCUCUGUGUGCCUAAAUUUUCAAAAGUAGCCUUGAGUUGUCUGUGUAGCACCUCUUCUUCCAGACUGAAAGGCUCCACUUGCAAUGGAUACUUACUCUAAAGUUUAGCAUGUGGGGGGGCAUUUUGUGAGCCAAAUCCAUUGCUGCCUAUUUAAGUAUGUCUGAUGAAGACUAUGGUGGUACUUCUGGGAAUAGCAAAUCUGAGCUGUGCUGUUCCAGUCUUCAUCCUGACACACACACACACACACACACACACACACACACACACACACACACACUGCUAUUUUCAAAGGAGCAGACCUGAGUAGAUAACUGUAUUAAAGCCAUUUUGUUUGCCUUGACACUUUUAUGGACUGGUAACUUAAAUUACAACUGCCAGAUUUGAAUUGUGCUGAAAACUGUUGAAGUUUGCACACACAUGUUUUUGAAGCAAACAAACUCCUAAUUGUCUCUGCAAAAAUCUGUAUGUAGUAUAUGAAACUGUUCUUAAUUUUUAAAGCAAAUCUUAACAAUUAGGAAUUAUUUUUUAAAAACGAAAGCGUCGUAAAUCUUAAUUUCAGGGUUUUACAAAGAAGAAAACAAAAUGGGACCAAAGUUUAUGUGCCUUCAGUAGAUUUCUGUAUUAUUAUUUUGUUUUGGCUAAAUCUUUCAAUCUAUAAAAUCAGUACUCUUGUGUUCAAGGAAAUGUGUAUUUAUAUAGACUAAAAUACCAAAUGACCCAUGAACACAUAAUGUCCUUAUGUGCAGUUGAUUACUUACUGUUUCAGUCAGUUUAUAGCUCUUUUGCUGUCUACCAUUGUAACAUGAAUCAUGCUGUACCAUACAGGAGUUCAAGACAUCUGGCUUUACGGUUCUCACAGUAAGUUUUAACCGGGAAAAUAAUAAAUUAGUGAGGAAGAUACAUAUUUCCUCUUUUAUAAGUGAGCUCUUGUAGAAAUUCCCAUUCUUGGAUUAAUGUGCAUCAUUAGUGAGGAUAGGAGGAAAACACCCAAACUUUUAAUUCAUCUCUUUAAAUGUGUUAUUUUUUUCUUCUCCAAUUCGUUUUCCAGUUUCUGGACAAACAAGCCUACCACUUUCUCAACAUAUGGUUGCUGACCAAACAAAAUGUUGCAUUAUUAGAUUGUCACCUCAUUUGCAAUGACCAAAGAUUGCUUGCUCUGGUUUUACUGAAACAUCUUGCCAGUUCUGUCCUUGAGGUAUUUUUCUUGAAAGACUCCAUGUAAAGUGGCCUUUUAUGCUAUUGGUGGUGGUGAACAGACUAAUUAAUGAAACGAGACAAGAUUUUCUAAAAAUGUGAACCAAAUAAAAUGGUUUAAGGGAAGGGGGUGAGUGGAUAUUUAAUACUGUAUUCAGACAAAUAAAGGCACACAUUUACGGGAGCCAGACAUUCCCUAAUUUUUCAUGUGUUCACAAAUCCCUUUUUAAGUUUGUAAAAAUAUUCAUCUAACACAAGAAAAUGCUGUAAAUAUUUGUAACAACAUUUUUUUACCUGGCAAAAAAAAAAAGGUUUUUGGGAACAAGUAUAAAAUGGUUUUUAUAUUAUUAAUAAAAAGAACAUCAAUUGUCUUGUAUAUUUUGAUAAGCAACAGUACCAGCUUUGUUUGUUAAGCAGCUUGUGGCAUUGGAAGGGAGAAAGGAUUCCGUGUUGUUGAGAUGACUUGAUGUUAUAAAUGCAAAGAAGUUGAAAUAUUAAAGAAACCUAUUUUCUAA
This is a messenger RNA of Pantherophis guttatus, 7250 nucleotides long. RefSeq names its product polypyrimidine tract binding protein 3 (gene PTBP3). The record is from RefSeq and is a predicted model, not a curated record. Gene Ontology annotation, biological process: mRNA processing. NCBI's taxonomy places the organism in Eukaryota, Metazoa, Chordata, Lepidosauria, Squamata, Colubridae. Gene Ontology annotation, molecular function: RNA binding. Gene Ontology annotation, cellular component: nucleus.